Trichosurus vulpecula (common brushtail) is the source of this 1083-nucleotide messenger RNA. RefSeq names its product tropomodulin 4 (gene TMOD4). Gene Ontology annotation, biological process: muscle contraction; myofibril assembly; pointed-end actin filament capping. Bases 1 to 1038 code for a protein of 345 amino acids. The record is from RefSeq and is a predicted model, not a curated record. The transcript has 9 exons. Lineage: Eukaryota; Metazoa; Chordata; Mammalia; Diprotodontia; Phalangeridae. Gene Ontology annotation, molecular function: tropomyosin binding. Gene Ontology annotation, cellular component: myofibril; striated muscle thin filament.
AUGUCAUCCUAUCAGAAGGAACUGGAGAAGUAUAGGGACAUUGAUGAAGAUGAGAUCCUGAGAAGCCUGAGCCCUGAGGAGCUAGAACAGCUGGACUAUGAGCUACAGGAAAUGGACCCCGAGAACAUGCUCCUGCCAGCCGGGCUAAGGCAGCGUGACCAGACAAAGAAGAGCCCCACGGGGCCCCUGGACCGGGAAGCCUUGAUGCAGCACCUGGAACGGCAGGCCCUGGAGACUAAGGAGCGAGAUGACCUGGUGCCCUUCACAGGAGAGAAGAAGGGGAAACCAUUUAUCCAACCCAAGAGGGAGAUCCCUGUGGAAGAACAGAUCACUUUGGAACCCGAGUUGGAGGAGGCUUUGGCCAAGGCCACAGAUGCUGAAAUGUGUGACAUUGCAGCCAUUCUGGGCAUGUACACAUUGAUGAGUAACAAACAAUACUACGAUGCCAUCUGCAGUGGAGAAAUCUGCAACACUGAAGGCAUUACCAGUGUGGUGCAGCCUGACAAAUAUAAGCCAGUACCAGAUGAACCACCAAACCCUACGGACAUCGAGGAGACAUUGAAGAGAGUUCAGAACAAUGACCAGGAGCUAGAGGAGGUGAACCUCAACAAUAUGCAGGACAUCACAGCCUCCACUAUUAUCGAGCUGUGCCAGGCCAUGAAGGGGAAUACUCACGUUCGGAGCUUCAGCCUAGUAGCUACACGAAGUGGUGACCCCGUAGCCAAUGCUAUAGCUGAGAUGCUGCGGGAGAACAGGAGCCUUAAAAGCCUCAAUAUUGAGUCGAACUUCAUCAGCAGUACAGGGUUCAUGGCUGUGCUAAAGGCCGUUCGAGAGAAUGCCACACUUACCGAGCUAAGGAUGGAUAACCAGCGUCACUGGCCAGGGGAUGCUGUAGAGAUGGAGAUGGCUGCCAUGCUGGAGCAUUGUCCAGCCAUAGUUCGAUUUGGCUACCACUUCACACAGCAAGGACCUCGGGCUCGGGCAGCUCGAGCAGUGACCCGGAACAAUGAAUUACGUCGGCAGCAGAAGAAGACAUAAUGCUGCCCUUCCCUACUGUUUUAAGCUAGGACCCCUGGAUGCUGG